UUUCGCAGGAGGCGGUAAAAAAAACUACAGCUUCCGCCCUGUGUGACGCCCCUGCUUUCAGCCAAUCACAGUCCGCCUCUGGAGGAGGAGCUUGUGAAUGUUUUGAUGUGUCGCUUGCACGUGGAGGCACGAGUUCUGACAACCUCCAGUGACGACAUGUCAGCGGCAGGUCAGACUAGUGGAAGCCGGGAUAUACCAGCUGUCAGGCGGGUAGCCGUCCUCGAGGCUGCACACAUGCCCCAGGAAUACUCCACCACCCCCGGAGGGACCAUGUUCAGCACGACGCCUGGAGGAACUCGGAUCAUCUACGACAGGAAAUUCCUACUUCAGUGUCGGACUUCUCCUCUGACUCGCACACCUCCAAAACUCCCCGACAUCCCAGGAGUCACCACGUCACUCAAACGGGAGUCCUCCACCGAGACAAACCAGCUGACUGAGAGCAGUGAUGCUGAGCAACAUAGCUUACAUGCAGAGACUGCAGGAGAUGACGCCCAGUUUGACUUGGACAUCUGAAGAAGAUUAUAAUAAGUCAUUGCAACGUCAUCAUCAGUGUUUAUAGCUAGUACACAAGAUUUUUUUUAGACCAGUCCUAUUAAAAACUUCAGAGUUUGGAAUGUCUAAUCAGUCUUUUAAAAAGGGAUUUACAUUCAUAUUGUAAUGAAUGUGCAUGAGAGAAUAUGACACAAUGUCAUGAUGGCUCAUGACGGUUUUGGAAAAUUGUGUUUUUCUUGUGUUUUAGUGUUUUUUUCCUGUCCAUCGCUCUAUUUUGGUUCCUCUUCUGCUUUUUGGUCUGUCCUGCUGUUAAUUUUACUUCUGCUUCCAUGCGCUGUUCUCACCUAAUCCUGAUUACCAACCAAGAGGGUUUAUGUGCCAGUGUCACUGUUUCUUGAGCUGGACGCUAGUUCAUUGUUCAGAUUUUGUUUUUGCCUGACCUUGUCUUGGCUAGCCUUGCCUUGUUAUUGUCACAUUUUUCCUCACUCGUAAUCUACUUCUGUAGCCACGCUGGUGCUUCCUCCUUUUUUGUCACUAAUAAAAGUACCUUUUGCUUGCA
This is a messenger RNA of Nerophis ophidion (straightnose pipefish), 1051 nucleotides long. Its product is annotated as eukaryotic translation initiation factor 4E-binding protein 2-like. Gene Ontology annotation, biological process: negative regulation of translational initiation. The coding region runs from base 106 to 513 and encodes 135 amino acids. Gene Ontology annotation, molecular function: eukaryotic initiation factor 4E binding. Gene Ontology annotation, cellular component: cytoplasm. Lineage: Eukaryota; Metazoa; Chordata; Actinopteri; Syngnathiformes; Syngnathidae. The transcript has 4 exons. The record is from RefSeq and is a predicted model, not a curated record.